UUUUACCAGAUCAAAAGCCUCAAAAUUUCAGUUAAAAAAACUCCUGCACAAAAUUUCUCCCAAAUUUUCAAACAUUCAUCACUCUCAACCUCCAGUUCAUCAUCCAAAUCCAACAAAGAAUCCCUACAUUUUUGAAAUUGGUGAACGCAGAUUCAAAAUUCGAUCACAAGGAAUUCGAACAAUUCAAAGUUAAUUGUACAGAAAAAUGGCGGCAGAUGAUGUGCCAUUGGACGAUAAGGCGAAGAGAAUGAGAGAUCUGUUAUCGAGCUUCUAUUCGACGGAUCAAACAAGUUCAGUAGCUAAUUCAAGUACAGUUUCUUCAAAGUAUGCUACAUUGGAUACAAUUAAUUCCCCUUCCUUUGAUCCUGACCAUUACAUGAAUCUAUUGGUACAGAAGUCAAACUUAGAAACACUACUUCAACGACAUGUCGAAAUGGCAGCUGAGAUAAAAAAUCUGGACACUGAUUUGCAGAUGUUAGUGUAUGAGAACUACAAUAAGUUCAUCAGCGCCACAGAUACAAUUAAAAGGAUGAAUAGCAACAUUGUGGGCAUGGAAGCAAAUAUGGAACAACUACUUGAGAAGAUAUUAUCAGUGCAAUCUAGAAGUGAUGGGGUCAACACAUCACUGUUUGAGAAAAGGGAACAUAUAGAAAAGAUGCACCGCACUCGCAAUCUUCUACGAAAAAUCCAGUUCAUAUAUGAUUUACCUGAAAGACUCGGGAAGUGCAUUAAAUCUGAAGCUUAUACUGAUGCAGUCAAGUUCUACACCGGAGCAAUGCCCAUAUUUAAGGUAUAUGGAGACUCGUCAUUUCAAGACUGUAAGAAAGCAUCUGAAGAGGCAGUGAGCAUCAUAAUUAAAAAUCUACAGGGAAAACUUUUUUCAGAUUCAGAAUCCAUCCAAGCUAGAGCUGAAGCUGUAAUGCUUCUCAAACAGCUGGACUUCCCGGUGGACAACCUAAAAGGUCAAUUAUUUGAAAAGUUGGAGCAAUCCCUUGGGGACGUACAAUUCCACUUUGAUGGGAAAAGUGGCUAUUUCGCAAAAUCGGAUGAGUUUGCUAAACAAGAAUCACCUGAUUAUAUCCCUGCUGCUCAUGAGGUUUCAACUCGUGAGCUGGUGGAGGCGAUCCGUGCUUACCGAGUUAUAUUUCCGGAUUCCGAACAGCAACUUAUUAGAAUCUCACAUGAUCUUGUUAUCAAGCACUUUGAAACCAUUGAGAAUCACAUAAACAAUCCAAGUUCUUCAUCAGAGUUGUUGGGAAUGCUCAGACUUAUUUGGGAUGAUGUGCUUCUGUUGGAUGAAGUACUGCCUGAAGCAACUGUUGCUGAUGUUUGUUUGAAGGCUGCCAAUCAUGCCGUCAAGCAGUACGUUGCUGGCGCCUUUUCUCAUUUUUUGCAGGAUAUUUCUGAUUCACUGAUGAAAGUUCAAAUCAACCAAAAGGAGAGGGUGAAAGAAGAGCAUCCUUUGCAGGUUAUACUGGAGGCCAGCAAGAAGGCAGUUAUACAAGGGAGCAUGGGUGUCUUGCUGGACUUCCGCCAACUUUUGGAUGACAGCCUUCCUCUGCUAAGUAGCCUGAGAGAUUUGAUAAUUGAUUGGGUUCAAGAAGGAUUUCAAGACUUCUUCAGAUCACUUUAUAAUCGCUUCCUAUUGCUUUCGGGGAAAAAUAAUUCAGCUAGUCAUGUUUUAGUUUUCCAUGAUGGCAUUCAAGGAGAUAAAACUGUUGCGGGUCUUGUUCUUGUUCUGGCUCAGCUCUCGGUUUUCAUAGAUCAAAAUGCCAUUCCAAGAAUUACUGAGGAGAUUGCAACUUCAUUUUCUGGCGGUAGUGUUCGGGGAUAUGGGAGUGGCCCUGCAUUUGUUCCUGCAGAAAUUUGCAGAAUUUAUCGAUCAGCUGCUGAAAAGUUUCUGCACCUUUACAUAAAAAUGAAGACCCAGAGAGUUUCAGUUCUCCUGAAAAAGCGGUUUACAACACCAAAUUGGAUAAAGCACAAGGAGCCCAGAGAAGUUCACAUGUUUGUUGAUUUAUUUCUCCAAGAGUUGGAAGGAGUACUGUCUGAAGUGAAGCAACUUUUACCCGAGGGGCCCACUCGUAAACAUCGCCGUGCUGAUAGUAUUAGCAAUGGCAGCACAACAUCUUCACGUAGCAAUACGUUGCGUGAUGACAGGCUGCUAACCCGAUCUAAUACUCAAAGGGCUAGGAGUCAGCUGCUUGAGACGCACCUAGCUAAAUUAUUUAAGCAGAAAAUGGAAAUUUUCACUAAAGUUGACGCUACACAGGAUUCUGUCCUAACUACAAUAGUGAAGCUUUGCCUAAAAAGUCUGCAAGAGUUUGUUCGAUUGCAGACUUUCAACCGGAGUGGAUUUCAGCAGAUCCAGCUGGACACACAGUUCUUGAAGAAUUCUAUAAAGGAUAACGUGGAAGAUGAAGCCGCUGUUGACUUUUUGCUUGACGAGGUGAUUAAUGCUGCUGUAGAGCGUUGUUUGGAUCCAAUCCCUUUAGAGCCCCCUGUUUUAGACAGACUUAUACAAAUGAAGUUGGAAAAACCCAAGGAACAACAAACAGUUGCCACUCCAUAACUGUGAACAGUCUCUCUUUAUAACAUUUGAUACUUGCAACAAACUCCUUUGCCGAUCUCUCAUAUUGUGCAAAUUCCAAGUAAGGUGCGGACUCUUUGAUAUUCUGGACGGUCCCAUACAAGGGAUACGAGACUUGAUUUGUGCAGUUGAUUUGCGGUUUGGCUACUGUUGUUGUGAUGCUUUUGAGAACAGUGCAUAAUCGAGGAUCUGAAUUGUAAUGUUGAGGAUCUAUACCAGAAGAACAGAUGUUUCAACACUGUAUCUUUUCAAAUAUUCAAUUUUAACUUCUCUCUUCCUAUCUUUCCUUCUCUUUAGCAACCAAUGCUGUUGUUAUGUAACAACAAUGUUUCUGCUUCCAAAAGCUUGAAAUCUCUGUUUUAUUUGGAGAAUGUAUUAGCAGAUUGGACA
Messenger RNA from Spinacia oleracea (spinach), 2980 nucleotides. RefSeq names its product vacuolar protein sorting-associated protein 51 homolog. Bases 206 to 2572 code for a protein of 788 amino acids. The record is from RefSeq and is a predicted model, not a curated record. Gene Ontology annotation, cellular component: membrane; GARP complex; EARP complex. Gene Ontology annotation, biological process: retrograde transport, endosome to Golgi; Golgi organization; Golgi vesicle transport. The transcript has 20 exons. Lineage: Eukaryota; Viridiplantae; Streptophyta; Magnoliopsida; Caryophyllales; Amaranthaceae.